Molecule: messenger RNA, 1047 nt
Organism: Cajanus cajan (pigeon pea)
Lineage: Eukaryota; Viridiplantae; Streptophyta; Magnoliopsida; Fabales; Fabaceae
Biological process (GO): shoot system development; root development
Source: RefSeq, a predicted model, not a curated record
ACAAACUCUAUACAAUACCUCCUAAGUUCUAAGUAUCUGUUUCCUAAGAAGAAAAAAUGGCAGCCAUUGAAAAGAAAACACAUCUUCGCAGCAACAGCUUGCCCUCUGCAGCUCACCCUCUUGUUUCACAAUUUGAGGAGCAUUUGCAAAGAUUGAAGGGUUCUGAAGCCACUUCUUUGCUGUCAUCAUCUUCAGUGUGCCACAAACUUAAUGACAUGCUGGAUUUGCAUGACUGCACUGAUAAGUUGCUUCAAUUGCCAAUAGAACAACAAGCCUUAGCACAAGAGUGCAAUGGCAAAUGUGUUGAUGAACUACUAGAAGGGUCUCUUAGGCUCUUAGAUAUCUGCAGUGUAGCUAAAGAUUGCCUUCUGCAAUCAAAGGAAAGCAUGUGUGACUUAAAGUCAGUCAUCCGAAGAAGGAAAGGCAACGAAACUGGAUUCAUGGUUGAGGGUGUAAAAUACUUGGCUUUGAGGAAAAAGAUGAAGAAGCAAAUUCAAAAGGCCUUGCAAAAUAUGAAAAGUGUACUCAUAGCUUCUUCAGAAAAUGACAACACUUCAAUUCUCAGCUUCUUAAAAGAAGCAGAAGUAGUCACCUUGAGCUCAUUAGAACAUUUGUUGCUGUUUAUAUCUGGCUCAAAAGGACACUCAAAGCAUAGCAGAUGGUCAGCAAUAUCCAAGUUGGUGCAUCCAAAAAGAGUAGUUUGUGACUCUCAAGAAUCAAACUCAAAUGAAUUUCAAAAGGUGGAUGCAGCUCUGCAGUCUCUCAUCCGUCACAAGCCUUCAUCUCUUGAGAAUUUUCAUAGUCACGUGGAAAAUUUGGAGCUGUGCAUUCAAGAUCUAGAAAUAGGACUUGAUCACCUCUCAAGAAAAUUAAUUAGAAACAGAGUUUCCCUUCUUAACAUCUUCAACCACUAAUCAUAGUAUCUAUAUGAUUUUGGUGCACUCAAUUUUCCCCCUUGAGUGUCACGCAACUGUACAUGGAUGUGAUUAAAUCUGUUUAUAUUUUACUGAAUACAUAUUAUUUAAGGAUCAAACUAUUGUUGCUUUA